GCGAAUUAUGAUCUCCGUCCUCUCGUUGAUAAUGAUAUCAUGCUGCAAGGAGAAAUAAAGUUAAGAAAUCUGGGAGCUCCCGUUUUGCGUGAGCCCACAUACAAUUUUAGUCGUCUCUCUGCCAGGGCUGGAAAUGUGAUGAUUACAGAUUUUGAUGAAUGGCCCUCUGCAGAUCAAUUGUAUUUGGACGACUCACAAUAUAAGGCCGUGCAAAAUGCUCUUACUAAGGAGUUUGUCAUUACCCAAGGGCCUCCGGGUACAGGGAAGACGUACAUUGGUCUCAAAAUCGUAAAAGCCUUGCUACACAAUCACAAAAUAUGGAACACUAACAUACAAGGUGUUGUUGAACACAGACCGAUGUUGAUUGUCUGCUAUACGAAUCAUGCUUUGGACCAGUUCCUAGAAGGAAUAUUAAGUUUUUAUCAAGGGGAUGUAUUGAGAGUUGGAGGACGAAGUUCUAGUGAACAAUUGAAGAAAUAUAACAUCAAUACUUAUCGCAUGAAUAUGAGGAAAAGUAGGGAAAUUCAUGGUGACAUAUCCAGGGAAGCCCGUAGAAUUGGAUGGGAAUUGAAUCAAAUAAGAGAAGCCAUCAACGCCAUUGCGAUGAAAAUAGAAAUUGCUGAACGAGAGGUUAUACAUGAGGAUUAUUUACAACCUUAUAUGGGUAAAUAUUACAAUGAUCUUGUCCAAGGAUUUGAGCAGUAUGUGCACUAUCAUGAUCCCAACAUUUCUCUCAAGAAAAUUAAGGGAUCAUCUGCCAUUGUUGAAUGGCUCGGCUAUGGGACCUUACUAGACAUAGAACAUGGCGAUGUAGAAGUGCCGGUUGAACAGAGAAGACAAGAAGUUGAUGAAGAUGGAGAUCUCGUUGAUGAAUUGCAGGAAGAUCCAGAGGAACAAAUUGAUGUCUUUGAUGAUGCUGAUCAAAUGGUAGAGAUGAGACAGCUGGACAAUGAAGAUGAUCUUGAUUUGGAUGACUUAGAUUUUGCAGGCCUUGGUCUUCCCGAAGAUAUAGAAAGAAAACUAGCGAAUCUUCAAAUAAAGAAAAAGGCUGUAGCAUUGAAUGUGUCAGAAAUGGAUGAACAAGAAGGCGACAUGGAAUGGCAAAUUGAUAGGAAACAGAAGAAAAAAAUGAAAUCAAAAUUGCGUAAAGAACUAAGAUCUACAAAUCGCAUGUCUGAAGGAGAGUUUCAAAAUUUGCAGAGGAUGGGUCAUGAUGUUUGGAAUUUGACUCAAAAAGAAAAAUGGCGAUUGUAUCGAUACUGGACACACAAGUUCUGCUGUGUAUACAGAGAACAAAUUCGUGGUAAAGAAGCAGAAUAUGAAAGAAAUGCGGCUCGAUUAAACGAAAUCCAUAUGCAGGAAGACCAGCAGAUAAUGCGCUUAGCAACAAUUAUUGGAAUGACAACAACUGGGGCUGCAAGAUAUCAGUCAGUACUUCAGGAAAUUGGUCCAAGAGUCAUCGUUGUUGAAGAGGCUGCAGAAGUUCUUGAAGCGCAUAUCAUAACAACGUUGAGCCAAGGUUGUGAACACUUGAUUCUUAUUGGUGACCACAAACAGUUAAAGCCAAAUCCAACAGUGUAUAAACUUGCAAAGGAUUAUAAUCUGGACGUAUCAUUAUUUGAAAGAAUGGUGAAAAAUGGAAUGCAGUGUGACUGUUUAAAUCUUCAACAUAGGAUGCGUCCAGCUAUUUCGGAAAUGAUGAGAAUCAUCUAUCCAGAGUUAAAAGACCAUGACGAAGUAAAAACUUAUCCGGACGUGAGAGGGAUUUCAGAGAACAUGUAUUUCAUACAUCAUGACUACCCCGAAAGUAAUGAUGAUGAACAGAGAAGUCACUCCAACCUUUACGAAGCUCAAUACAUUGUGGCUCUUUGUCGAUAUCUCAAACUACAAGGAUAUGACCCAGAGCAAAUCACAAUUUUAACAUUGUAUUCUGGACAGCUUUUCCAGCUGAAGAAAUUGAUGCCAAAAAAAGAAUUUUAUGGAAUAAGAAUAACAGUGGUAGACAAUUUCCAAGGAGAAGAAAAUGAUAUUAUUCUCCUAUCAUUGGUUCGCAGUAAUGAUGAAGGAAAGAUAGGCUUUUUGAAAAUAGAGAAUAGAGUUUGUGUUGCUCUUUCCCGUGCUAAGAUGGGAUUUUAUGUCAUCGGGAAUUUAAACCUUAUGUCUGGUAACAGUGAUCUUUGGAGAAAAGUUGUUGACCAUGUUAAACGUAAGAAUUUAUAUGGAGAAGGAUUACGUUUAUAUUGCCAAAAUCAUCCAGACGAUGUAGGAAUCCAUGCAACGGAACCGGAGGAUUUUAAAAAGGCACCAGAAGGAGGAUGUAUGAAGCCAUGUGAACACAGGCUACCUUGUGGGCAUACGUGUGCCCUCGUUUGUCAUGUGAUCAAUGCCGACCAUAAAGAAUAUAAAUGUAGGAAACCAUGUCAAAAGCGUAUUUGUGAUAAUGAAGACCACAGAUGCAGAAGAAUGUGUUACCAAGACUGUGGUGAAUGUUCAAUACCAGUGCCAAAAAAGCUGCCUUGUGGACAUACCCAACAAGUUCCAUGUUCAACUAAACCAUAUCAGUUUAAGUGCAUGGCACAAUGUGAUACUCGUCUUCCUUGUGGCCAUAUAUGCCAGAGUCUGUGUGGAGAACGACACACAGAAUUUUGUCAAUAUCAAGUUGUUACAAAAUUCAAAUGUGGUCAUGAAUUGCCUGUUCUUUGUUUUGAAGCAGAAUCAGCUCUGUGCUCUGAACCAUGCAAGCAAAUGCUGUUUUGCGAGCACACAUGUAAGGGGACUUGCGGUAAAUGCUUGAAUGGUAGAUUACACGUAGGAUGUAAAAGUAAAUGUGGAAGAACUCUGGUCUGUGGCCAUAUCUGCCCAGAUAAAUGUUCGAAAUGUCCUCCGUGUGCAAAAAGAUGCAAUAACCGUUGUGUCCACAGCAGAUGCACAUUGGCCUGUGGGGAAGUAUGCAUACCUUGCGUAGAGAAGUGUGCUUGGAGGUGUGAACACUACAAAUGUACUAAAAGAUGUUUUGAGCCGUGUAAUCGUCCUCCAUGUAAUAUGCCCUGUCGUCUGCAACUUCUUUGUGGGCAUCAAUGUAUUGGUCUUUGUGGAGAACCUUGUCCAAGAAAGUGCCGCAUUUGCAAUAAAAAGGAAGUGACGGAAAUAUUCUUUGGUACAGAAGACGAGGACGAUGCAAGGUUUGUAGAACUGGAAGACUGCGGUCACAUAUUCGAGGUGGAGAUGCUGGAUCAUUAUAUUGACAACUUUGGACAGAGUGACAAAAAUGACACAUUUGUAAAGCUUAUUGAGUGUCCUAAGUGUAAGACACUGAUUCGUCGAAAUAUGCGAUACGGAAAUAAAGUGAAAGAGGCGGUGUUAGACAUAGAAGCGGUGAAGAGAAAAAUUAUUGGGGACAGACAACGCAUUCGUAUUAUGCGGAAUGAUAUUCCAGGGAAAAUACGAACGCUGACGGCAGAGUUUCCAGUGGAUGGAAAAGCAAUGAGAGAAAUCUUCGAUCAGCUUUUUGAGACAAAUGUUGAUGAAAACACUUUGCUGGCCGUUACAAAUCAAAUUGAAUUUUUGAAGGCCCUGAACAAAAUUGAACACGAAUGGGAGAGAUACAUACACAAUGUCGAUCUUCAGCAAAUGUUCAAAAAACAUUGUCUCAAAGAUCUUAAAUACUUCAGGGAAUGGACACUGUUUCCCAGACGAUAUUUCACGGAGCAGGAGCUGAUGGAUGCAGAGGAUGAAAUCUUUCGACUUAAAUCAUUCAGACUUUUUGUUGAAUAUAUCGAAAGAAUGCUUUCUCUUGGAAAACCGACGGAAAAAGAGCUUAAGAGAAACCUUACUAUUGUGGAAAGUCUUUUGAAAGGGGGCAAAAAAUUGAACGAAAAGGAGAAAACUUUGGUGAAAAAUGUCUUGGCGGAAUUGAAAAAUAAAUAUCCUGCUGGUGGGCUUGGAGUCUCACAUAAGGAGAGAAUCGAAAUUGUGAAAGCUUUGGGUCAACAGAAGGGUCAUUGGUUCAAAUGUCCGAAUGGUCAUUACUACGUGAUUGGGGACUGUGGAGGGGCUACAGUGGAGAGCAGUUGCUCGGAGUGUGGAGCGACAAUUGGUGGAAGCAACCAUCGACUCCGCGACGAUAAUCAAUUUGCAGGAGAGAUGGACGAUGCUAGACACCCUGCAUGGUCCGAUGCUGCAAACAUGUUAAAUUAUCAAUUCUGAGAGAAUAAUAUUGCAAACCGUUGACAACGCAUAAUGACAAUAAAUUAAAUAAACACACCGUUUCUUUAAGAAAAUGAAGUUUUGUAUGAUUGGGUUUGCCUAUACUAGUUGUUGAAGCUUUUUUAUAUAUACCCCUAGCUGUUUACGGUUAUUACUUCUGAUAAAACAAAAAUGAUCGUUUUAUUACAUAAGGUAAGAAUGUGUUUCUUUUUUAAAUUCCUUAAAUAUAGUUUACAAGACGUUAAUUUCAAUGGCACAUUGUACGAAAGAUGUCCAUUGAGAAAAAUGGCGUUAGACUUUUUUGUAAGUUGUUUAUCGCUCGUUGAAAAAAUUAAAUGUAUCUUUAUUGAACGACGUUUGCUCUGCCCCUAUUUUGUAUUGUUUUAUGGACUUUGAUAUUGAAUACUGUUCGUUAUCUCCAUAUCCUUCUUUCUAUCAUGAUGUCUAAUCUUUUUUUUUUAACUGUCAAAGAUUCUUUUCAGUUUAGGACACAUAAGAUAAAAGAAAAAUAUUUGUUAGAUUGUUGAUAUUUGUUAAACUCAUAUUUAGAUACUACACAUUGUUAUAAAAGAAGAAAUUUUUUAAACAGAAGAUUGAUAUUUAAAUGACUGUAUAUAUUUUUGAAGGAUAUCUGUGGUCGUGUACAUUGUAUUAGAAUAUUUAUUAUAAGUAAUUUAUUUAGUACAAAGGUAUGUUACAAGCGAUCUGUGUUUCAUUUUGAUCGUAUAAUUAUGUAUUUAACUCUUUUGUUUACAUUUCGAUCUCAUACUAGUAUAAUCUAUUCUUCUCCUUUUAGACGAUUGUUUUUUAACCCAUUUAUUUAUCUAAUAAAGAGGAAAAAGUUUGAUUGUUAAACAGAGAAACAAUAGCAUACGAUUUAAAUUAUUGAUAAUUCUUAUGUCUCUGGCCCGACAUGGAGCUGAUUGAUUUUUCAAGUCAUUCAAGUGCUAUCCAUAUUGCUUCUACAUAUAUGUAGGGCAGUUGGAGUUCUUUUUGUGCCGAAGGGGGAAUCUUGUUUGCUUUGUGACAUCUGCUUAGAUAUAUAUUCGUCAAAGUUUCUAGAUAAGAAAUAUGAUUUUUCUUACCAGCGUUUUACAAGUGCAUUGCUCUUUUAAUGGCUUUGAUGUGGCAGAAUUUUGUAUAUCUUUGAUAAAUUAUUAACUUGAA
This is a messenger RNA of Saccostrea cuccullata (small rock oyster), 5373 nucleotides long. Its product is annotated as NFX1-type zinc finger-containing protein 1-like. The transcript is spliced from 2 exons. Lineage: Eukaryota; Metazoa; Mollusca; Bivalvia; Ostreida; Ostreidae. The annotation marks the transcript as partial. Gene Ontology annotation, biological process: regulatory ncRNA-mediated heterochromatin formation. Gene Ontology annotation, cellular component: nuclear RNA-directed RNA polymerase complex. The record is from RefSeq and is a predicted model, not a curated record. Gene Ontology annotation, molecular function: helicase activity.